CAGCCAAGCCCAUCUCGACCGAUGAGUUCGAAGGCACGUGUGCGGGCCAACCGGCACGCAUUCGGUGGGGAAGCAGCCGACGCCUACGACAGCCUACGCUGGCGCGCAGCCCGAGUGCCAGCAGCAAUAGAGAAAGAUAGACCACAUAAAUGAUUUUAUUACGUAACUCUCAAGUGUCUUUACUGGCUGGCGUCCUUCUGGGCCUGUGCCAGGCCGUCCCUGAAGCCGUCCUUGUAGCCAGCCGAGUAGCCGCCCUUCUCGUUCUGCCGCUUGUUGAUGUUGGCAGCGAACUCGGGGUCGGCGCUCUUGCGCAGCGUCAUACGUGCAUGGAACUGGAUCGCAUCAGGCAUGUUCUUGUGAGCAAAGCCCACGCGCAGCGGACGGCCGCCAAAGUCCUGCUGGUUGAGCUCGGCGAUGGCGUCGGAGCCGCGCUUCGCCACAUCGCUGACCUCAAUGGCCGAUGGCGCCGGCAGCGCCGCCAGCUCCUCGAUCGUCGACGGCAGAUCGCCGCUGUACAGCUUGAUGAACGCAUUCGCGUACGGCUGCUGGUUGCGCGCCUGCGGGAAGUGGUACUCGUAGACCGGGACCGUACUUCUCAAACAACGGCGCCAGCUUCUCCUCGGUCGUACCCAGGGGCAGGUUGGUCACGUACAGGAUGCUCGAGGCGAGCCCGCGCGUCUGGAUGCGCUGCGUGCGCAUAGCGGUGGUGGCGACAGUGCGAAGGGUGGUGCCGAACAUUUUUGGUGUCUGGUUGUGCGGAAGUCAGAUAUAUAUAAAAGCGUAGAGGAGAGGGAGAAAGCAAAGCGGAUCGAGAUUGCAUUUCUAGGGCGAUUGCAGUGAGCAGAAAAUUUUCGCCCUCCUUUAUGCUGAGCUCAAAAAAAGUCGCGCCAAAGAUAAACAGAUCAGCUUGAUCCUGGAACCCCAGACCAGCCAGCCUCUGGAAUCCUUCUUCUCCUGUCUCUGUGGCCCAAUUAUUUCCUAUUCACCUGCUUACU
This is a messenger RNA of Linderina pennispora, 995 nucleotides long. RefSeq lists its product as uncharacterized. NCBI's taxonomy places the organism in Eukaryota, Fungi, Kickxellomycota, Kickxellomycetes, Kickxellales, Kickxellaceae. The transcript has a single exon. Bases 150 to 701 code for a protein of 183 amino acids. The record is from RefSeq and is a predicted model, not a curated record.